UUCGAGCUUUUUCUUUUACAUCUUUGUACAGGAAGAAGGAGCAGAUAGAUAAAGAAGGUAGCCAUGGUAGUAGGAAACAAAUUACAGGUGCUUGACGCGCUUGAUGUAGCCAAAACACAAUGGUACCACUUCACUGCUAUCAUUAUAGCUGGGAUGGGCUUCUUCACUGAUGCAUAUGAUCUCUUCUGCAUAUCUCUCGUUACCAAAUUGCUUGGCCGCAUAUACUACCAUGUUGAUGGCGCUAAGAGCCCCGGAUCAUUGCCCCCCAAUGUAUCGGCAGCCGUUAAUGGUGUAGCGUUCUGCGGAACGCUAGCAGGCCAGCUCUUUUUCGGUUGGCUUGGUGAUAAGCUAGGCCGAAAGAAGGUCUACGGUAUGACUCUCAUGCUCAUGGUCAUAUGCUCUAUAGCAUCAGGUCUAUCUUUUAGCAGUAACCCUAAAGCAGUGAUGGCAACCCUUUGCUUCUUCCGGUUCUGGCUCGGCUUUGGCAUCGGUGGUGAUUAUCCACUUUCCGCCACCAUCAUGUCCGAAUAUGCCAACAAAAAGACUCGCGGAGCUUUCAUUGCGGCAGUGUUUGCGAUGCAAGGAUUCGGAAUUUUAGGAGGUGGCAUCUUUGCUAUUAUUAUAUCCGCUGCAUUCAUGGCCUCGUUUCACGCGCCACCCUACGAGGUCGAUCCUGUGGGCUCUACUGUUCCAGAAGCAGACUAUGUUUGGCGUAUUGUUUUGAUGGUUGGAGCACUCCCAGCGGCGCUUACCUACUACUGGAGGCUGAAGAUGCCAGAAACCGCUCGUUACACCGCCCUUGUUGCUAAGAACGCUAAGCAAGCUGCAUCUGACAUGUCAAAAGUUUUGCAGAUGGACAUUGAGGCGGAGCCCCAGAAGAUUGAGCAAGAGAAAAUCCGAUAUGGCUUGUUUUCCAAGGAGUUUGCCAAACGCCAUGGACUUCACCUGCUUGGGACAACCACCACUUGGUUCUUGCUUGACAUUGCAUUCUACAGCCAAAACUUGUUCCAAAAGGAUAUUUUUAGCGCCAUUGGCUGGAUUCCAUCUGCCAAGACCAUGAAUGCCCUUGAAGAAGUUUACAAAAUUGCAAGGGCACAAACACUGAUUGCUCUUUGCAGCACCGUUCCAGGCUACUGGUUCACAGUGGCUUUCAUUGAUAUUAUGGGAAGAUUUGCCAUCCAAUUGAUGGGCUUCUUCUUCAUGACGGUGUUCAUGUUUGCACUGGCCAUCCCUUACGACCACUGGAUUCAUAAGGACAACCGAAUUGGCUUCGUUGUUAUGUACUCAUUGACCUUCUUCUUCGCGAAUUUCGGACCCAAUGCUACAACAUUUGUGGUACCGGCUGAGAUUUUCCCUGCAAGGUUGAGGUCCACUUGCCAUGGUAUAUCAGCAGCUGCAGGAAAGCUUGGUGCUAUGGUUGGUGCAUUUGGAUUCUUGUAUUUGGCGCAGAAUAAGGAUAAGGCCAAGGCAGAUGCAGGGUACCCUGCUGGUAUUGGAGUCAAGAAUUCACUUAUAGUAUUAGGUGUAAUCAAUGCAUUGGGCUUCCUCUUCACUUUCUUGGUGCCUGAAUCGAAAGGGAAAUCUUUAGAAGAGAUGUCAGGCGAGAACGAAGAUAAUGGAGAGGGAGAAGCCGGGGCAUCGUCAUCAUCAUCAUCUAAUCACUAA
Molecule: messenger RNA, 1665 nt
Organism: Gossypium arboreum
Lineage: Eukaryota; Viridiplantae; Streptophyta; Magnoliopsida; Malvales; Malvaceae
Product: probable inorganic phosphate transporter 1-7
Exons: 1
Coding region: 64-1665 (533 amino acids)
Biological process (GO): transmembrane transport; phosphate ion transport
Cellular component (GO): membrane
Molecular function (GO): phosphate transmembrane transporter activity
Source: RefSeq, a predicted model, not a curated record